AUGGAAGCUCUAUUCAUUCACAUUGCCAACAAACUGGAAGCCAUCCGCUUCGGCAGACAGGCACCCUCGGGAAAGAUCCUAGACUUGUCUGAGUUGAAAUCCGUGGACCUCUGGAGGGCUGUGUUUGCCGAGUUCCUGGCCCAGGUGCUCUUUCUCUUCCUGGGUUGUGCCUCGGCGAUAGCCAUCGCUCCAGCAAAUGAAGGAUCAACCAUCUACCUUGUGAAGAUUUCUCUAGCAUUCGGACUGGCCAUCAUGGCGUUGAUUCAAAUGUUCGGACAUGUCAGCGGAGGUCACAUUAACCCAGCCGUGUCGAUAGCCAUGGCCGUGGCUAUGAACAUCUCUGUGGCCAGAGCUGUACUCUACGUGCUGGCGCAGAUUCUAGGUGCCAUCGUGGGGGGCUUCCUGCUCAAAGGGUUGACACCGUCUAAUUUUCACGGCAACCUGGCUGUCACCGGUCUGGGACCGGGGGUGACUCCAGCACAGGGGUUUGGCGUGGAGCUGCUUCUGACCUUCACCUUGGUGACGGUCAUUUUUGGAACUACUGACCCUAACAGGGCCAGCUUCGGUAGCCCGGCUCUCCUGAUUGGCCUGACAGUCACGCUUGGUCACUUGGCUGGCAUCAGUUACACUGGAUCCAGCAUGAAUCCCUCCAGAUCACUUGGGUCUGCCGUGGCUUCAAACUCUUGGGACAAUCACUGGAUCUACUGGGUGGGUCCAGUUGCUGGAGGAGUCCUGUCGGCCAUUGUCUACAAGCUAAUCAUUAACCCAUACAGAGGGGUCCUCAACGUCGAGGAAGCCAUCAACAAACUAA
Molecule: messenger RNA, 811 nt
Organism: Candidula unifasciata
Lineage: Eukaryota; Metazoa; Mollusca; Gastropoda; Stylommatophora; Geomitridae
Source: the annotation of a GenBank genome assembly